AGUUUAGUGUAAUACGUCGAGGAAUCUCUAUUUUCGAGUUGCUAAAUCGUUUGCUGAAAAAAAUAAAAUAAAAUAGAACAAAAUGGACUUGUGUUGAUCUUAAGAAAUUUCAGUGUUUGAACUAAUUUGUUAUUUCAUUGUAACAUGUUCAACCCUAUUUCAGUUGCAUUCUGGUGUACAUUAGGAGUGUUACUAAUUAAAAGCUCAAGUGCUGAUUAUGGUUAUGGUUACGGAAGUCAUCCAGAUGAUGGCGGCCAGCAAGUACAAUCUAACGAUUGGGUAUGGGGCAGUGAUGACAUGCAUGCAGAACCUAAAGAAUUCAAGUCACUGCACGAAUUAAGUUAUGGACCUGAACAAUACUACACCGAUGACAAACCAUGUACCCAGCGUCCAAAGCAGCCAAUGAAUGCGAAUCUAAAGUGUACGCUAAAGACGAAUUCUUGCAAGGCUACGUGUUUGCAGGACUACGAGUUUCCAAAUGGUGACACUAGCAUGCAUAUUACUUGCGAGGAUGGCGUAUGGAGUGAAAUACCGUCAUGUGAACCGAUAUGUUUGCCACCAUGCCAAAACAAUGGAAUAUGUUUGCAGCCCGGCGAGUGCGCAUGUCCAGAGAAUUUUGUGGGAACUUAUUGUGAACAGGAGAAAAAGCUAUGUCUUUCACCACCAGCAUUGCCGAGAAACUCCAAGCGGAGCUGUAAUUCGAAAACUUGCACAAUAACCUGUGCCACCGGAUAUCGUUUCCCGGAUGGAACGUCUGUGACAAAUAUGGUAUGCAGCGAAGGCCGUUGGGUUCCAACUAGAAAGGAACUAGCGGCUAUUCCAGAUUGUCAAGCUGUGUGCACUCCUCCAUGUGAAAACGGUGGGCAUUGCCUUUCCCAUAACACUUGCCAAUGUUCCCCAUUGUUUCGUGGUCCCAGCUGUCAAUACAGUGUCGAAGUUUGUUCACCGAAGCGGUUGCAAUUUAACGGAGCGUACAAUUGUUCCGGCGACAACAAUCACAUAGCUUGCGUGUUGUCUUGUCCGCAAGGUGUUGAAUUUGAGUAUCCACCGCAGUCGAAAUACAUUUGCCUGUACGAGAAAGGGCAUUUCGAACCGUCAACCGUACCAAAAUGCAAAUUCAGUGAUGAUAUGGAAAUUAUCGAUCUGGGUGGAACGUCGAAAACGUUUUACUCAGCCCAAGAUCAAUCUAUGAUGUCUGGCCACAGCAGCAAGAGGAAAAAGGUCAAGAAAAUCAUUAGACAUGAAGCUGAGGAAGAGGAAGAAGACGAGGGCGAAAGUUACGAGAAAAUCAUUACUCAGACUAAAAUUAAAAUCAAGAAGGGUAAAAAAGGGAAGAGUAAAGGGAAGGGGAAGGCAUACUACGAGGAAGAGGAAGAGUACGAAGAUGAAUUCGAAAAUAUGGAAAUACCGGGCAUCUAUUCGUUGUACUUGACCAGCGAUGUGAACUAUAAAAUUCGAACACCGAAACCAGCCAUUUGUAUGACGUGGAACGGAAAUAAAGUCAAAACUUUCGAUGGACUGAUGUAUGACUCAAACCUGUACUGUUCACACAUAUUGGUUCAGGACUACGUGGAUGGGAGUUUCAGCGUCAUUUUACGUUCGUGUCCAUUCGAAGCAGAAGUUUCGUGUUCAAAUGCUUUGGAGAUAUUUUUGCAGGACCUGAGAUACACGUUCGACAAUGACGAUGGAGACAUAAGACUCUUUACCACCAAGAAACAACUUCCGAUUCCAUCGCAGCUGUCUGGUAUGCGAGUGACUUUGAUUGGUCACAAAUUGAAUAUAAUUUUGGAAACGGUUGGUGUGACGGUUCAUUGGGAUGGUCAUAAAAUGGUAUCGAUUGAAGCUACAGCCGGUAGUUUCAACCGCACUGCUGGUUUGUGUGGAACGAUGGAUCAAAGCGGAGAAAAUGAUUUUAUGUCCAAAGAUGGAACAGUGCAUAAAACACCUGCAACAUUCGUCGACUCAUGGCGAGCGGCUACAUUAGAUAUCGAUCCAGAUAAAUGUGCAAUGUCAGGCAAUAUCAUGAAUUUAGAGUGUCCAGAAGAUGUCCUCCAGGAAGCUAUUUCUGUAUGCAAGCGACUGGUCAACAGUCCGAAGUUCUCCAAUUGUUUAAAGGAAUGCGACAAGGAGUCACUGUUGAAGACAUGUACAUCGGAUUACUGCUAUUGCAGCGAUAAAGCAAAUCCGGCAAAAUGUGCUUGUGAUGGAAUAUCAGUUUUGGCGAAAGAUUGUCAAUUCCGAGGUGUAAUGCUGGAUCACGGUUGGAGGGACAUGGAAAUUUGUCCGAUAUCGUGCAAGGGAGGUCGUAUCUACAAACCAUGUGGACCUUCGUUCGAGCCGUAUUGUGGCAGUACCGUUGAAUCGUCGAACAAAACGUGUCACGAGGGAUGCUUCUGUCCAGAAGGAAUGAUUCAAAACGAAGGGGAAUGUAUUCACAUCGAAUCGUGUCCGUGUCAACUUCGAGGCAAGACUUUUAAGCCUGGAAGUCAAAUUUCGAAGGACUGCAAUACUUGUACAUGUGAAAAAGGCUCGUGGACUUGUUCAGAUUUGACUUGUGGCAGUCGUUGUUCUGCAAUUGGCGAUCCACAUUACCUGACUUUCGAUGGAAAACGGUUCGAUUUUAUGGGAAAAUGCUCGUAUUAUCUCGUUAAGACGGAUAACUUUUCAAUCGAAGCGGAAAAUGUAGCUUGUCCCGGAACUAUUUCCGAAGAAAUGUUUUUCGGUCCAUCUGGUGUUGAUCUGCCAUCCUGUACGAAAUCAGUAACUAUCAAUAUUAUCAACGGAGAUAAGAUCAAGUCGGUCAAAUUGAAGCAAGGCCGACAAAUUCUCGUCGAUGGCUUAGAAAUCGAAAUGCUGCCGAUUAAGCUUCUAGAAGGUGUUUUGAAAGUGAGACAAGCCAGUUCGACAAUGAUUUUGGUUACGUUUUACGAUGGACUGAAAGUUUGGUGGGAUGGUACUUCGAGGGUUUAUAUAGACGCACCGCCAGAGUAUCGGGGAAAAACGAAAGGUCUUUGCGGCACAUUUAGUUCGAAUAUUCAAGAUGAUUUCCUUACACCGGAAGGUGAUAUUGAAUCGUCGGUAACAUCGUUUGCAAAUAAAUGGAAAACGAAGGAGACGUGCCAGUAUGUCUCGGAUGGUUUUGUUCCUCAUCCGUGUCAUUUGAACAUCGAAAAUAAGGAAGUUGCAAUAAAGACAUGCGAAUUGCUAAAAGAGGAAGUAUUUGCUGAAUGUCAUUGGUCUGUAGACGUUGAACCAUUUUACGAAGAUUGCUUAUACGAUGUUUGCGCUUGUAAGGGAGACGUUUCUCAUUGCGUUUGCCCAGUGUUCGCUGCUUACGCAAACGAAUGCUCACGGCAGGGUGUAGUCGUUAAUUGGAGACAUUCGGUUCAUCAGUGUGCUGUUCAAUGCCCGGCCGGACAGAUUUUCGAAGAAUGUGGUGAUGAAUGCUUCCGCACUUGCACCGACAUUCAAUUGGAUGAUAAGUGCACAUCAUCUUGUGUAGAGGGAUGUCGGUGUCCUCCUGGCUUAAGUUUGAACGAUCAAAAUGAAUGCAUUCCGACAAAAAUGUGUCCUUGCAUGUACAAGGGUAUGAUUUUCAAUCCGGGCUACAAGGAAGUUCGUCCUGGUGCCAAAUAUUUGGAACUUUGUACAUGCUCUGGCGGUAAAUGGUCAUGCGAUGAGGCUAAUGAUGACGAUCGUAUAGACUAUCCACCAGCGGCUGAUAUGAGGGAUCGUUGUUUGUCAUCGAAAAAUGAAGAGUUUACUACAUGCGAGCCAUCCGAACCGAAAACCUGCAAGAACAUGCUAUCAUAUUUUCCGUCAACCACGGCUGAUUGUCGUCCUGGAUGUGUUUGUAAAAGUGGCUAUGUUCUGGACGUUGUUUUAAAGGAGUGUGUUCUACCUAAGGACUGUUCUUGCCAUCAUGGUCAUAAAAGUUACAGCGAUGGCCAAUCAAUUGUUAACGAAUGCAAUACUUGCAUGUGUAAAGGUGGUAGCUGGGAAUGUACCACACUGGAUUGUCCUGCUACUUGCACGACAUGGGGAGACUCUCACUUUGAAACCUAUGACGGCAAGGAUUUCGAUUUUCAAGGUGCUUGUAGCUACGUUUUAUCCAAGGGAAUGCUUAGUGGUGGCGAAGGCUUUUCGGUGACAAUUCAAAAUGUUUUGUGCGGUUCAUUGGGUGUGACUUGCUCCAAAUCAGUGACUGUGUCGCUUAUUGGUCCACAUGUCGAAACUAUAACUUUAGUGUCUGACGAAGACCUUAAUGCCCAAGCAAUUGCCAAAUUAGAUAAAUUGUCGGUUCAUCGCGGUGGAAUAUUCGUGGUGGUUGAAGCGCCUGGCUUAGGACUACAGGUCAAAUGGGAUAGAGGAACGCGAGUUUACGUCAAAUUGACUUCAAUGUGGAACGGUAAGGUGCAAGGUCUUUGCGGUAAUUUCAAUGGCGACGCACAGGAUGACCUGAAGACACCAUCAUCUGGAAUCGAAACGAGUCCCGUCAUAUUUGGUGAUUCAUGGAAGUUGCAAGACUUUUGUGCGAAACCGACCGAACAAAUCGAUACGUGUGAAGAACAUCCACAACGAAAGACAUGGGCCCAGAGGCAAUGCGGAAUUUUGAAGACUGAUGUAUUCAAAUCGUGUCAUUCGGAAGUUCCGGUUGACAUGUACAUGAAGAGAUGUAUCUAUGAUUCUUGUGCGUGCGAUCAGGGUGGCGAUUGUGAGUGUUUGUGUACUGCCUUGGCUGCUUAUGCAAUGGCCUGUUCUAUGAAAGGAAUACCAAUUAGGUGGCGAACUCCAGAUUUGUGUCCUAUGCAGUGUGACCCACAUUGUUCUGAGUACAAUGCAUGUGUACCAUCAUGCCCCAUUGAAACAUGCGAUAACAUUCUCGACCAAGGAAAAGAUCAACGAAUGUGCAACGACGACACAUGCGUUGAAGGGUGUAAGAUCAAACCAUGCCCAGACGAUCAGAUAUACCUCAAUAAUACAUUUACCGAAUGUGUUCCGAAAUCGAUUUGCAAGCAUAUCUGCAUGGAACGUGAUGGAAUUACGUACUACGAAGGUGACUUAAUGGAUGGAGAUGCGUGUUCCACUUGUCGUUGCAGUCGCGGAAAAGUAAUUUGUAUUGGAUCACCAUGCGAAAUUGAACAUUCAACUGCAAAAUCGUACCGCGAUACGGAAGACAUAUGUAAGAGUGGUUGGAGUCCGUGGAUAAAUCAAGACAAAGGCGACUCCGGUGGACUGAAAACUAAAUCGAAAAAUAAGGGAUUGAAAGUGGGCGAUAACGAACCGUUGCCAACUUUGAUGGUGCUGAAAAAUCUGGACGGUCCCGGUUCUUGCGGACUGGAAUAUAUAAAACAUAUUGAAUGCCGAACGGUUAACAGCCAUUUGGACAUUAAAACAACGGGCGAAGAUGUUGAAUGUGGCUUAGAAAAGGGCUUGCGAUGCUUCGGAUCGUGCAGCGACUACGAAAUCCGAGUAUUUUGUGCGUGUGAAGACGAAGUCGAAAUAUUUACACUUGCCACUCCCACGAAAAUGAAGCCAACCCCAAGCAAAAUAAUGGAAUAUCCGACUACUGUUGUUGUCCCAAUACCGUCGAAAUCAUUGGUCAACACGAAAUGCGAUCCCGCAAUACCACACAUCGAAUUCCCAGGCGAUUGUUACAAAUUCCUCCAUUGUUCACCGAUGCCAAAUGGAAAUUGGGAGUACGUGGAAAAGACCUGCGGUCCGACGAUGAUGUUCAAUCCAGUUGCAAUGGUCUGUGACUGGAUCUACUCGGUGGUUGCAAUGAAACCGUGGUGUGGAGAACCAGAACCAAGUAAAUGUCCAGCUGGUGAAGAGUGGAGUGAUUGUGCGGUACCAUGCGGCAAGGCAUGUCACUACUUUGCGAAGGACUUGGUCAGAAAAGGUUUGUGUACGCACGGUGCUAAUGUCUGCGAAGAAGGAUGUGUCGACUCAUCUCGUACAAUGUCGUGUCCACCUAGGCAUUUGUGGCGAGAUAAUAAAUUAUGCGUUGGAUUGGCCGACUGUCCGUGUAUGAGUAACGAUGGAAGCUUAGUUAUGCCGGGUGCUACUUACAAGGAAUCAGAGUGUGAGGUUUGUCAAUGCAUUGAUAGUUCCUACAUUUGUGACACAACAUUCUGCCAGAAGCAGAAGAAUGAUAUGUAUCAUGUGGAAGACUUUGACGUUAAACCCACCGCGUAUCCUACAGAGGCGCCAAUAAUUAUUCUCAGUACAGUAACACCGCCGUUACUCUGUAGCGAAGAAAAGCUCGUAACAAUGAUUGAGGGAGAUAAUCCUUUACCCGACUCAGCAUUUGGAUGCAGCAGCUACUUGGGAUCAUCAUUUAAACCUCAAUAUUCCAGAUUGAAUUCGAGACCAACUUCUGAAUCAAGCGGCAGUUGGUCACCAGAAAUUAAUGAUCAAAUGCAGUACUUGGAAAUUGGAUUUACCAAACCUGAACCGCUGUUCGGUGUCAUCAUACGGGGCAGUCCCAUUUUCGAUCAAUAUGUGACGAGCUUCAAAAUUCUGCAUUCCUUUGACGGUAUUGCUUUCCACUAUCUUGUCGACGAGACAAAACAUCCGCAAAUCUUCAGUGGAUGUAUUGAUUCUAAGGCGCCAGUGAAGUCGAUGUUCAAAAUUCCGAUCGAGGCUAAAACGGUGCGCAUUUACCCACUGACGUGGCAUGGAUCUAUUUCCAUACGUGUCGAAUUGCUUGGAUGUUCUCGUGGAGAAAAGCCGAAAACUACUACCACAACACCAAUCCCGAUCAUAGUUCAUGAAACAACUCACGUAGAAUAUGAAAUUGUUCCACUGUGUGAGGAUGCGAUGGGCGUGGAAGAUGGGUUAAUGAAGCCGAGCCAAGUACAAGCUAGCUCAACAAAAACAUCGAAGACGUCGACGCCAAUUUUGGACAUGUUGAGAUUGUCCUCGUCAAAGGGCUGGACACCAAACCUGAACACACCCAACGAAUUUGUUGUUUUCGACUUCCUACAACCAUCACAUCUUACUGGUAUCAAGACUAAAGGUGGAGAUUAUGGCUGGGUGUCUGCGUUCACGAUAAAAUAUUCAUCGGACGAUUUUAUAUGGAACGAGAUUCAGGAUGUGAACGCGCAACCGAAAGUUUUUCUAGGAAACGUCGACUCCACCGCAGUCAAAACGAACUUCUUCCAAUAUCCAGUCAACGCUAGAUAUUUGAAAAUAGUCCCGAUCAAAUGGCAUGAAACAAUCGAACUAAAGGCAGAGCCGUUGGGUUGCUUUAAACUUUAUCCCGAUGAACUUGAACAAUAUGUGCGAUACACGGCCAAGCCACCUGAACCAACUGAAAUCGUAUGCGACGUUUGUCCUGGUGUACUAUACUCACCAUUGCCAGUUGCUGGCACCUGCAGAUGCUACGAACCUUUAGUCUGGAACGGGUAUUCAUGCGUCCCUAGAACUGAAUGUCCUUGUUUAGUCGGUCAUAUUCAGUACGCCGUUGGAGCCGCUUACCAUCUGGAUGACUGUUCAUCAUGCCUCUGUACAAUUGGUGGAGUUCCACAAUGCAAACCACGCGAAUGUCCGCCAUGUGGCAAGGGAUUGAGACCAGUGAAAUCGGCUACAUGUGUUUGUCUAUGUGAACCGUGCCCGAUCAAUGAAGUCAUGUGUCAAACUAGCGGUGAUUGCAUUCCGGAGAAGGCUUGGUGUGAUGGGAUACAGGAUUGUCCUGACGAUGAAAUCAUGUGUUCGAACAUGCAUGCUCAGACACCGAAGGUUGUGCAAAAAGUCGAGGAGAAAGUCACAAUAAUCAAAACCUGUCCAGAACCUAAAUGUCCGCCCGGUUUCAACAUAAAGGAAAGCGGUGCUAAACAAACCAAACAAAAAAUGUCGCCAAUGUUCCAGACGUCACAACGAACCACUAAAACAACAUCGACCGGAGGUGUAAAAACUUCUACCAAGAAAUCUCAGAGCGUUGACGAUGACUUGGAGGAAUGCAUCGAAUUUAUUUGUAUUCCCGAACGACCAACACCUUCCCCUGGCCGUGUACAACCAGAAAAGCCUAUCUGUCCAGAGCCAGAAUGUCCGAAGGGCUAUGAAAUCGUGAUGGACAAUCACGUCCUCGGUCAAGAUGUAUGUGCAAAAUAUUCGUGUGAACUGAUGCCACUAGAGGAUGCCGUCUGUAAUGUAACCGGAAAAACGUUUAGCACGUUUGAUGAAACAGAGUUCAAGUACGACAUUUGCGAUCACAUUUUAGCCAGAGAUUUGGUCAACGAUUAUUGGAGUAUCCAAAUUCUGAAGAACUGCACUGCUGGCAAUUUCAUCUGCAGCAAGGAGUUAACAAUCAACGACAAAAAGGCAAAUUUAGUGAUAACCCUCUACACAGACUUGACUCUGAUGCUGGAUGGCUAUAAGUUCACUGUUGAUCAACUGCAAAAGUCCACCCAUCCCAAAAUGGAUGCAUUUGUGCUGAACAAAGUGGGUAACACGAUAGUGUUCGUUUCGAAUCUCCACGCAUUUUGGGUGACGUUCGACGAAUUUGGCGAUGUGAAAAUCGGUGUGUGCACAACAUAUAUCGGCAAAGUUGAUGGUCUAUGUGGCUACUUCAAUGGGUUCGCUUCUGACGAUAAGCGACUUCCGUCUGGUGAACAAGCACUGUCUACUGUUGAUUUUGGUGAUGGCUGGUUCGUUUCCCCAGAUAAGACGAAUUACUGUGAACCUCGCGCUUGUCCCAAAGAAAUGCAAGAUCAGGCCUGGGCCAUAUGCAACACAAUAACGCACGAUUCAUUCAAAUCUUGCUCCAAAGCAGUCAACAAGGAUCGAUUUAUAUCAAAAUGUUUGGAAACGGCUUGCGAUUGUCUAAUGGCAUCGACGCAACUACAAUCGUAUGGCAGUACGUUGCAAGCACCACUUCAAGAAUGCAAAUGCUCCAUGCUGCAGAAUUAUGCGGUCGAAUGUUUAACAGCUGACGAGAGCGUUAUUUUGGACACAUGGCGAUCUGUACAUGAAUGCGAAAUCAACUGUGCACCUCCGCUGGUUCACAAGGACUGCUAUCGGCGAAAAUGUGAGCCGUCUUGUGACAAUGUUCAAUCAAAUGAAUGUAAUUACCUACCUGGCUCCUGUUUCUCGGGAUGCUACUGUCCAGACGGCAAGGUUCGUAAGGGUAAUGACUGCGUUUCUGUGUCGGAUUGCAAGGACUGCGUUUGCGACGGUUUCGGUAAAUCGCAGUACAUCACCUACGAUCGCAAUAAUUUCACAUUCGAUGGAAACUGCACGUAUCUGCUGACUCGCGAUGUUAUGCUGACAAAUGUUCACACCUUCCAGGUGUACACUACAUUAGGACCGUGCGAAUCGACCAAAAAAUAUUCAAACAGCGGAUCGUGUACGCAAUCACUUCAUAUACUCUACGGCUCCCACAUCGUGCAUCUUCAGCGAGAUGACAAAAAGAAUACCAUUACGACAAUUGUCGAUGGUAUAGUGGUCAACAGCUUACCUCUACAAAAGCCAUGGAUCGAAAUUUCGGUACAGACGGGAAGGGAGAUAAAAAUUGAUCUACCAGAAUCGCAGGUGGAAGUAAAGGCCUUGUUUGACGACCUGUCGUUCUCCAUCAGUCUGCCUAGCGUUAAAUACGGAUCUAAGCUGGAAGGGUUAUGCGGAGACUGUAACGGAUACCCUGAUGACGAUCUCAAAGUCAAUCCGAAGGCAAAAGAUAUCAAAACGAACACCUUCAACGAUGUCAUUCAAUCUUGGUUGUCUGAUGAUCCAGCGCUUCCGAAUGGAAACGAAUGUUUGAGCGAAGAAGUUGCUGAAAUAGAUUGCAUUCCUCUGCCACCGGAUCAAGAUCCUUGUCUAGAAAUUCUUAACGAAGAAGCGUUCGGAGAGUGUAACCUCCUCGUUGAUCCCAUAAUGUACUUGUCACUUUGUCAAAAAGAUAUGUGUAAAACUGGACCGAAUCAGGAAGGUGCCUGUGCUCACGUUGCAGCUUAUGCUAAAGAAUGUUCCAGGAGUGGAAUAUGCGUCGACUGGAAGAAAAACCUGUGCAAAGCCAAUACCAAAUGUCCGACGGGAAUGAUCUAUAAAGCUUGCGGUUGUGAGAAAACUUGUGAAACUGUCAAACAACAAAAUGACUUCAGAGAUACAGCAGCUAAAUCCAAAACGAAGGUCAACUAUUUCCACAGUCUAACCGAAGAUUGUUCAGUUCCGAUAGGAGAGGGUUGUUUCUGUCCCGACAAUAAAAUCAAUCAGAAUGGCAAAUGCAUUCCAGAGAAUCAAUGCUAUCAAUGUGAUGAUGAAGGCCACUUCCCUGGUGAUAAAUGGUUCCUUGACAAAUGCAACGAAUGCGAAUGUGGCUCGGACGGAAAAGUCAAAUGUGUGAAAUUGGAAUGCUCCUCUCGAGGUAUCGUUUGUGAAGCAGGAUUCAAACAGAUGAUCAUAAGUGACGACGGAGAAUGCUGUCCCGUUUACAAAUGCGUUCCUGAACCCAAAAAACCGAAACUGAUAAGCUGUCCCGAUAAACCACUGCCGCAAUGUGGUCCAGAUCAAUACAACAAAAUGGACAUUGACGCUGACGGUUGCUCCAAAUACAUUUGUGAAUGUAAACCCAUUGAGGAAUGCCAACCAUUACAAUCGGUUACACUUCGGCCUGGUGAGGUCGAGUCUUUAGAUCAAUCGGGAUGUUGUCCAGUCAAAAAAGUCAUUUGUGAUAAGUCGAAAUGUCCGCCCAAGAUUCUGACAUGCAGCCAAGAAUUCUAUGAUCCAGUUUUGGUAUCAGAUCCGAACGAAUGUUGCGACGAGUAUGUGUGUAAACCACCAAAGAACCUAUGUUUAGUAGAGGAUAAAGAAUACCAAAAAUACAUCAGCAUCGGAGAGACCUGGCAGACAUCGAAUCCGUGCAUAAACAAGAAAUGUAUCACAGAUCCCAUCGAUGGCAAAGCAAAAUUGGUGGAAUUCGUUGAAGAGUGUUUCGUGAAAUCUUGUCCACCCGGCUUUGAAAUGCAAUUAUCCGAUGGAAAGUGUUGCGGCACCUGCGUUCAAACUAAAUGUGCCUUUGAAUAUGACAUUUAUGGUCCUGGACAGGUAUGGCACAGCCAAGAUAACUGUACGACGUACAAAUGCAUCGAGGUGUCCGGACAGUUUGUGGUAAAUUCUAUGCUGGAAACGUGUCCUGAUAUUACCGAUUGUCCCGAUUAUAAGCGAUACUUCAAAGGAUGCUGCCAGUACUGCAAAGAUGACACCCAAAGUCUCAGUAAUUGCUUGGCUACAUCAUUAGGCGAUUCAGAAACCAUUCAGAUGGUGGAGAAAUACGUCGAUAAACACGGAAUUUGUAAAAAUAUUGUCCCGAUUCGCGGCUACGUGGAGUGUAACGGAGCCUGUAAUUCAGGAACACGUUAUAAUCGGGAAACGUUCAAGCAAAAGAGAGAAUGUGAGUGUUGCUCCGUGGGGAGGUACGAUGAAAUAAACGUGAAAUUGGUGUGUGACGACGGAUAUUCGACGGAAGUAUUGAUCAGUGUUCCUAGCCAGUGUUCGUGUCAGCCAUGCGACGGUGACUAUGACAAAGGGAAAUCAUUCAAAACCAGCUCAUUCAAAGUUCCAAUGAUGUAAAUGAACCUCUUGAAGUACAAUAAAAUAGUUUUAAAGUUGGAAAUAAA
Molecule: messenger RNA, 11615 nt
Organism: Bradysia coprophila
Lineage: Eukaryota; Metazoa; Arthropoda; Insecta; Diptera; Sciaridae
Gene: Hml
Product: hemolectin
Cellular component (GO): extracellular matrix; extracellular region
Molecular function (GO): protein binding; chitin binding
Source: RefSeq, a predicted model, not a curated record